Molecule: messenger RNA, 2365 nt
Organism: Phanerochaete carnosa HHB-10118-sp
Lineage: Eukaryota; Fungi; Basidiomycota; Agaricomycetes; Polyporales; Phanerochaetaceae
Exons: 2
Coding region: 1-1839 (612 amino acids)
Biological process (GO): peroxisome organization
Cellular component (GO): peroxisomal membrane
Source: RefSeq, a predicted model, not a curated record
AUGUCCAAACUUGCGCAAGACUCUCCGAGGCCGCCCGUCGUCGGCACCGUCACCCAGUUCCUCACGAUGCUGCCGUCCCCUCUCACGAUCUCGCUCGUCUCGCUAGCGCCGCAAAUUCGCUUUGUGCGAUGGGUUUUGGAAAUACUGAGCUGGAAAGGGAGCUGGGACGAGAGCUGGCUGCUACUUGCGGCGUGGUGGGGACUAUGCCUAGGGUCGGAGGUGGUGUUGAGAUACUUGCUUCCGGUUGUCGUUGUUGUCGCUUGGUGGUGGAUCACACGACGUUCCGCACGACACGCUACUCAACCACAACCUGCGACGGAGGAGACACUGCAGCGAACUGUGUCGGAUUUAACGACUGUUCAUGAAUUUUUGCUAUCUAUACCAACCAGCAAUCCACCUAAUCCAAACCAAGCUCAAACCGGAACAUCUGAAUCACCUGCGCCGUCCAUUCCCCUGUAUACCACUCUCCGUGUCCUGGCCUUCGUAUACCCGCCGUAUCUCCUCCUUACGCUCACAGGCGUCGUGCGCAUCCGUACGCUGCUCGGCAUCGCUGGCAGUCUCAUCAUUUUACACCGCGCACCCUUCGCCGUGCUCAUCCGACGUGCACUCUGGCGGAGUGCGCACUUCCGUUGGGGUGUGUACUGGACCUGGGCCAAGGUCUCAGGGACACCGCUCUCGGGCAGCAUCCAUUCUCCACAACCCGACAUAUCGAUAUCAAUCGCUGCUUUGAGACCCAGCGGCAAGGUCUCUGGAGCAGCGAGCGAAAAACAAGCGGAUGCCCCGCCAAGUGCGAUACGCUUCCUGUUCACGGUAUACGAGAAUCAACGCUGGUGGAUGGGCCUCGACUGGACUGCCGCGCUCCUCCCCGCCGAACGUCCCUCAUGGUGCUCGCGCUCCCUGCAGCCCUGCGCUCCGCCUGCUGCGUUCAGCUUGCCGCCGCCAACGACGAUGUACGUCCCGGACCCGGCAGACGCCCCGUCGCAUGCGCACAAGAAAUCGAAAGAGAAGCCGCAGGAGAAAUCGAAGGCGGGAGGCAGGCGGUGGAUGAAGCGUACCGCGGCAUGGCGCUGGGAGGAGCCCGAGUGGAAGAUCGUCGUGCGCAAGGACGGCGCUUCGUCCGCGACGCGCGUCGAGCGCCCGCUGCCGUCGCUCAUCGAAGAGGGCGCGGGCGCGAGCGCAGGCAAAAUCCUUCGCGCGGCAGGCAAGUUCCGUGGCGCGAGCCUCGACCUCAGCUCGGAGAGCAGGAUGAAGGAGAUCGACGCGCAUGUGAAGGAGGGCAGUGCAGGGUCUGACGGCGAAAAGGGCGAGAAGGCUGCCGAAGACGCGAGGACGCAGGACGAGGACGAGGAGCCGUUCACGGAUCCCGAUGGGUGGGUGUAUGGCGACAAUAAGUGGGAAGGCGGCUGCGCGAAAGGCGGGUUGGGCAAGGUGCGCCUUCUCAGUUUUUGUGUGACUUUGCUGUGGCUGAUUUUGUCCCUGAAGUAUACGCGGUACCGCCGUUGGACGCGCGUUGCAGUGCUCAGCGAGAGCAUCGAGUGGGUGGAUGACGCGGACGUUCCUGCGGACGCCAAGCUUGGCGGGCGGCUCUCUGGCAUCGCGCCGUUGCACAAUCCUGAGCACGUCCCAGCGCACGCGGCAUCGGCACCACCGUCGGUGAUACACCACGAACAAGUACUUCCCAGUCCAGCGCGGAAGGUGAUACAGGAGUCGGCUGCCGUGCCCCCUACGUAUGCGACGCAUGUCACCGCGGAACCCACGAGCGCUACCGCUGCGACCUCGGACGAGGGUUCAAGGCUGCGGCAGAGGCUGAAGGCGGUGGUGAGCGGUGUGGGCCAUUGAGUGUCUUUGGAGCUGGAUGGAUUUGGACUGGACUUCACGGGCCCAUGGAUGUGCUACACGCCAUAUCGGGAUGAUACUGGCAACGUUCGCCACAUGGCCUCGCUCCCAGGCGCAUUUACGUGCUUUCGCGGUCAGAAUGCACGAGGGUGACGGAGAUGUGCUUUAGAGUGGGCAUAGCCACCAACGAGUUUACGGUCGCGCCCUUGAACUGCGCCAACCCAUAGCCAGCUAAGCUGGCACCGCCGCCUUCUCGCGCGGUCGUCCGCGCUCCGCGUUGACAGGGGCCUUGGUCUGCUCUCUGAACCCGUCCUGCUCAUGUUCAACGCGCUUCGGAUCGCAAUUCCCGGUGCUGAUGAAGAUGAAGGCGGGCGCAGAAAUUUCGUUUGAGACUGACGAAAAGACGAUAUGUCGUUUAAUAUUGACAUCGACGUUAUGACAUGUUGGCUGCGUAUUGAUUCCCCCGUGUCGAUACAAUUACAACAUUUGCAGCGCGACCCGAUGCAGAAUGAAUCAGAUUUCGGAGCCA